Lytechinus variegatus (green sea urchin) is the source of this 2907-nucleotide messenger RNA. Its product is annotated as monocarboxylate transporter 6-like. The transcript is spliced from 7 exons. The coding region runs from base 820 to 2226 and encodes 468 amino acids. Lineage: Eukaryota; Metazoa; Echinodermata; Echinoidea; Temnopleuroida; Toxopneustidae. Gene Ontology annotation, molecular function: monocarboxylic acid transmembrane transporter activity. The record is from RefSeq and is a predicted model, not a curated record. Gene Ontology annotation, biological process: transmembrane transport.
GCAAUAAUUCCCUGGUAAGUGAAUGCAUGCACAUGAAUACUGCAAUUUUGAGUUUUACUGUAAACAUAAAGUCUUCCAGCGGAACCAUAUCUUCAUUCAUGCGCGCGUUUGUCGGAAUACAAUCAUGAUGCAUUAACGGUAACUGCAAAGCGGAAUGCAGUACCCAUCUUCUAUUCAAACGAAUUUCUGGCAUGUCUAUUCAAAGCCCCAGUUCAAAGCUACAAUAAACGUGACCGACAUUGUAUAUCACUAGGCCUUUCCGUGUACACACGUAUGCCACUCAUCAUGCUCAUGACUUGUUGUCAUACACAGUAUAAUAUCAGGGAAUAUAGUGAAUACCUGGGAACAUCGAUCGUGUUGUGGCAGUGCCACCGAAGAGGCCUUUAAUUAGCUAUGGCGAUAGGCACAGCCUCACCAUAAGCAUGAUAAGUUCCCUCACACAACAAAACAACUGCUUCGGUGAUCAAUGUACGAUUCUUAUAAACGUUUGCGUGAUGUGGGAAAUUAGAAGAAAGAUAAAUAUAUGUCAUGAGUGAGCACUGUCUUGUGAAUCCAUCGAAUGAUGGGCUACACCACAUCUCAUGUCGGUACUCGAUUUGUUAGUCAAGGAUUUAUAGUACGUAGACCAAUUCUUCCCAUUUCAAAAAGGAGAAUAUAAAUAUAUCAGAUGCAAUAUUUACCAAAGGACUCGAUGCGCAGGCUUGUAAUUUUGUCAACGUGGUGUAUGACCCCAUCGAGGGGGUGCAAUCCGGGCUUGAUGACCUUGAAAACUUGUACACAUCACCAGUGAACAGAUUGGUCUUCCGUAACUAAGAAAAUAUGGCGAUAGGACGCCAUACCGUCGUGUGGAUAGGGAGGUUCUCCGAUGCAUUCAUCAGAAAGGGGGUCGUCAAGAGUUUCGGUGUCCUACUUCCAGCUAUGACUGUCUACUUGAACACCAACUACACCACCAUUGGACUCAUCCUUUCUCUCAACGCUGCUUUUACACAACUUGCUUGUUUGGUGAUGAAUCCACUGAUAAAAUGGUUGGGAUCAAGGCGUGUAGCGAUAAUUGGUGGAACCAUGACAGGGUUGUGCACCCUGUGUACCGCUUUUACUAAUUCAAUUUAUCUGACGGGGUGCCUCUUGGUAUCAGCAGGAUUCUUUUCAGCUGGCUCCAACCUGGGAACGACGACGACUCUUCGGUGGCAUUUUGGACCUCGUUUUGGCUCCGUGAAUUCCCUUGCCCUCAUUGGAAUAUCGGCAGGGUCUACCCUCUUACCUCUCCUGACGGCCGAAUUAUUAAGAAUCUACGGUCUCAGUGGGACGCUUCUUAUACUCGGUGGCCUUCUCCUAAACGAGUUACCCAUUGGCGCGGUAAUGGUGCCACCUAGGAACCACUUCGUGCAUGUUGCAACUCAUUCGGACGAAGUUGAUUGUGACAAUAAAAUGGCUGUCAAUGGUGUACUGGGGGAUAGUGACAGAGGGGGUGAGAUUUACCGUGUUGGAAAAGGCGUCUGCAAUCUAGCUGAAAGCAAGAACGAAGUCAAAGUAUCGACAGAUCAAGAACAGUUGUCUACAAGUGCUAAUUCCUGCCGAAGCUGUAUGAAAUCAACCAAGGACACGUUUGACUUCCGGAUAUUCCGAGAAGAGAAAUAUUUCACCGUCUUCAUGCUUCCGGUGCUCAUUCUUUCCGCUUUGGCCAACUAUGGCUGGGUCCUCUUCGUGACGUCAUACGCGAUCUCGGUCGGCGUGGAUUCAUUCAGAGCUGCCUACCUCGCUGCCGUCGGCGCGGCCGGUGGCAUGGCUUGCUGUGCGGUGCAAGCUAUCGUUUUUCACUGGCAGCCCAUGUGGAGCCCGCAUGUUAUGGCCUUGUUAUCUCUUAGCGGUGCAGUGACAUUGAUGAUACAGACAUUGAACUCUACCUUACAUUCCCUGUUGAUAUGUUCUUUCGUCAUUGGUGCCAGUUUGUACGGUGUGUCUGUCGUGGUCGAUGCCGUCGUAGCCGUUAUAGUAGCACCGAAAAAUUUCCAAGCAGCAAUUGCUUUCACCUUUGCAUUAGAAGGGAUCGGGACAUUAAUCGCCGGACCAUUCUCGGGAUUUCUCUUCGACUACACCGGGAGUUUUGAGACGGUUUUCUUGGUCCUUGGAGGCAUCGCUGCUAUUGCACACAUUCUUGGUGUCCUUCUUAUAAUCAUCAGACGAUGUUCUAGACAGCAUCACAACGUGGCUGAACAACGUCUCUAAUUUCGAGAAUACAUGUGGAUGAACUUAAAAGUCAGCGCUUUAAAGCUCUGUUUAUCAACAUUUGAAACGAUUUUGUCCUAUCAAUCUGGCUUAUUUCAAUUCGCGAACUCUACCGAUGGCUAGAUGUUUUGUCUGUCUUUAGUCUGAUUCAGUUCAGUCUCAUGGGGUCUGCGUGGUCUUGUUAAAAGAUACGCUUGGUUCUGUACUCUGAUCUGUAGUACUGUCUGAGAGUAUGCUCUUUUUCUGAAACCAUUCGUACGUAAUGACAAGACUACGCGUCCAUUGUGUAAUUGAGUUGUGUGAGACUGUAUAAAUCAGAUAUGAUGAUUUACGUCUGGGACCGACUUUUGACGCAACCAUCCGAAAGUCGCGACCCAGGACUCGAACUAUAUUAUAGAAAAUGUCAAUGCGUACGUAUGACAGAACCGCGCGUACUACUACGUUACGACAGAACUGCGUUGACGUUAUGACCUCAACGGUUUGAGCACAUGUGAUGACAGGAUCGACAAACCACAUACAUAAAGUCUUGUGCAUAAGCGUUCACUCCAUGGGGUUCCUUAGAGUGAAGCACCGCGAUGCAUAAGCACAUACUGCGCUACCCAACCAAGUGGGUGUUUCAUAAAGCUGUUCGUAAGAUAAGAGCGACUUUAAGAAUAACUAGUGAUCCUUUCUUGUGGUAAA